This is a messenger RNA of Cylicocyclus nassatus, 933 nucleotides long. The record is from the annotation of a GenBank genome assembly. NCBI's taxonomy places the organism in Eukaryota, Metazoa, Nematoda, Chromadorea, Rhabditida, Strongylidae.
AGUUAUUAGCAGCAAGGCCACUCCAUGUGGUCUCCGGCCGGACCGUCAUGGCUAGUUGAGCACCAACCGCCACUGAAGACUGCUGAAGUAAUUAACACACAAUCAUCACAGCCACUGAAUGACUACAGUCCUCCUACGAAGUGGCCUCGGGCUACGACGCCGGUCAAUACUCGCAACACAGACUCUUUUCUGCUAGGCACUUCUGCUGAUUCUGGCGUUUACAUGAAUCUGACCUUUAGCAGCCCUCCUAUAAUCAAUAAGACCGAUCAAAACAGGAUAUCUCCUGGACUGAGGACUCCUACUUCCCGUCCAGGGAUCCAUAUGAGCACUACUCCUUCACCUUUCAGAACGUUUCGUCUGACGUCGUUCGGCUCCCCAACAUUCAGCGAUCGUGCGCUUCGGUUGUCAAACUCAGAAAAUGUUGUCGGUUUCCGCUUUCGUGGCGGAUCGAUUGAAAAGCCGAAAAGGAUUAUCGGCAUGAGUCCCCGUGUUGAGGCCACAGAAAAUUCUGUCUCCAGGUGCCUCCAAAUGCCAUCAACUAGUGACAGCACAAACCUUGACCAAACAUUGCCAAUGACUAUGGGGGAUUUUUAUGACUCGCAUCUGGAGGCCAUGACAGACGAUUCUGGGCUUUUCUGCAACGAUCUCAGCAUGCAGGCGACUUCUACGCCUCUUCGGACUUCUUCCCAAGCAUGCCUGUUCCCUGCGACUAAUGUUGCUCCUGUACCUAACCCGUACGCAGAUCUGUGCUUGGAAAAUCCAGCAGAAACGCCAAUUCUUGCAACGUCCCCAGUUGUCCUGAAAUCGUCACCGCCUACACCAACAUCAUUCAAACGUUGCACUGUUGCACUGGCUGAGGCUGAAAUUGGAAGGAGCCUUGGAGAGAACAUGGGUCGCAUUAUUGAAACGCCCUUGAUCCUGUGGAGGAGGUAG